CUUUAGGAUGUUCUUAACAUAAAACUUCAAUAAUGUUCCAACCGGAGAAUUCCAUUGUCUGUAGAAAAGCACUGGAACGAGAGCUAACUCUGUCAGGACAGCGCGUCACGAGCCAGAGACACUCUGCCAGACACCUGACUUAUUCAGCUCCCAUUCCCCCCUCCUUUAUAGCACGUUUCUAAAGACGGUUGACAUCUAGUGGAAGCCUUAGGAAGUGCAACUUUACCCCAUAGAUACUGUGUAUUUGCCAGUUCACCAGCCCUAUACAACUUCUGUGAUUGUUUUCAAUCAAAAUUAAAGCUUCUCAGCAAGAGCAAUUUCUAAAGCAAACAUUUUGCUAGGACUGUCUGGAAGUGGUCUGAGUGGGGAUGGGAAAUCUGAAAACUAGCUGUUAUUGGCAGAGAGGAACUCUCUUUCUUAUUGGUCUAUUAUUAACACUUACAGCCUAGGAUGUCACCAGGCAGACCAAAACUCCAUCCCACCAAAACAGGCUGAAAGUACAGUUCAAACAGCUCUUAUACUGAAAAUGCAUUAUUAUAAUUUCCACAAUUUCACAGUAUUAGUCCAACUUCAUAGUGUGGAAAUAUAUAUCAAAACACAGACAAUCUCAUUUUUGACUGCACUGAGCCUCUACCAAACCACACCCCUAUACACAGAAGUCUACGUUUAACAAAUGCCACUGAAAAUGUUACUAAAACACAUUUAUUAGAGGAACAGUGCAGAUGCAAAGUUUGUUAACAGAAUGACAGUAAAAUAUCUCUCAGUUUUUUAUUUGACCACAUUUUCCAAAAACUCUGAAAUAAUUAAAAGAUGUCUGCAGAAAGAAUUGGGUGUUAGCUCUGAUAUGGCAUCUUGAGUUUGAAAAAAUCUACACUGAACAAAAAUAGAAAUGCCACAUGCAACAAUUUUAAAGAUUUCACUAAUCCAAUGUUUCCCAACCCUGCUCCUCAAGUACCCCUAACAAUACACAUGUUUAUUGUAACCCUGGACAAGCACACCUGAUUCAACUUGUCAACUAAUCAUCAAGCCCUCAAUGAGUUGAACAAGGUGUGGUUGUCAAGGGCUACAAUGAAACUGUGUGCUGUUGGGGGUACUGAAGGACCAGGGUUGGGAAACACUGCUCUAAUCUAUGGAUUUCACAUGGCUGGGAAUACAGAUAUGCAUCUGUCGUCAUAGAUACCUUAAAAAAUGGAAGGAGGGGGCCACGAGUUGUACUGCUUUCCCUGGGUUCAGACUGAACAGCAGUUAGAGGAAUCCCCUACCCAACCCACUCCAGCUGAGAGUCCCUUUUUCUUCCCCCUGACACGACCCCGAGCCCCACAGCCCCCCGUUAUGCCCGUCCUCCCGGAAGAAGAGGAGGAUUCCCCUGAGGAGCUUGACAGUUCCUCCAGCUCACCCAGCACAUAUACACCAGUUGAAAGUAGAGCAGUUACCGUGGCGAUGCCUGCUCCCACCAUUGUCUUCCCAAAGCAAGCGACCGUGACCGUGGUCCAAGCAGACGGUCGCCCUCUGGAGCAGACCAGACCACACAGUCCCAGAUCUCGCUUGUCCCGAAACUCCCUGGGAGGACCAAUCACUACUGUCGACAAUACAGGCAAUGUGAUAGACCUGGUGAAAGACCAUCUGCCUGAGCUGCAGCUCUCAGAGGAGGACCGUCAGAAGAACCUGGUGCUGCUGCAGGAGGCCAAGAAAGUCAGCGACCGCUUCCUGAGCCGCAGGGGCCGAAAGUCCACCUGCAGCCUCUCUGAAUCCCCCACAGGUCUUUCUCCUAACCACACACCAUCUUCCUCACCUGUACCGUCCAGAAGCAGCUCUCUUAUCACAGCCCCUCAAAUAGCUGUAGCCACAGAGGUGAACUAUGCCCCCUCAUCGCCUGUCAGCCUGCGAUUGGAGGGUCUGUCUACGAGGGAGCAGGCUGACACCAGUACACCAGAGCAUGAGAGCACCAGGAGGUUGGUGGACUGGAAGCCCAAUGAGAAGCGUAAGGUGUCCUCAGGCACCCUGGUUCCCCGCUACUCUGGCCCCCCACCCCCCAGGGAGCCCAAUGGGGGCCAGAAGGAGAACUGUGACCCCCGGGUAACAGCUAAGAAUUGCCCAGAACCAGUACUAGUCAAUAAGCCAGAGGAGGGUCUGGUUCGAGCCCCCAACCAGGCCCCUGCCACUGGGGUGGCCAAGCCUGUCCCUCGGCCCCCCACUCAACAGGCCCCCUGCACGGCAGAGAUCAAGACAAUCGGGGCAUUUCCUCCCCUCAUGAGAGCUGUGUCCUGGGACACUGUUGGAACCCUCAACGCCAGGAAUGGGGCACCAAGUCUCCCCCCUACAAACGAGGAAACCUUCUCCUUUCAAGACAAGACCCGGGAUGCCCUGCUCAAGUCCUCUGGGUACAAGGACUUCCCUGUACAGCCUGUCAACGUGCAGAAGCUGUCCAAAAUAAGAGAGGAGCACAAGCUGAUGCGGAACCAAAGCAUUGUGGGGUCAAAGUUGGCAGACUUGAGUGAAACAGCUGAACAGGAAAGAGGGUCUCCUACUGAUGAGGAGGCUAAAGAGAAGUCAGACGCCAUGCCCAACAUCUCAGACAUCAUGCUGAGGAAACUCAAACUGCACAGAGGGCUACCAGGCUGUGCACCUCCACUCACGGAAAAAGAAGUUGAGAAUGCAUUUGUUCAACUGUCGCUGGCGUUCCGGAACGACAACUACACUCUGGAGACACGGCUCAAACAGGCGGAGCGGGAGCGGACCCUGACCGAGGAGAACACGGAGAAGGAACUGGAAGAAUUCAAAGGCUCUCUGAAGUGCACGGCACCACAGUGGAGUAACAUGGAGCAGCGGGAGUCUUACCAGUGCCUCAUAGAGACAGUAGCAGUACUGCACCGUCUGGCCACCAGGCUCUCCAGCAGAGCUGAGAUGGUUGGAGCAGUCAGACAGGAGAAACGUAUGAACAAGGCCACAGAGGUGAUGAUGCAGUACGUGGAGAAUCUGAAGAGGACCUAUGAGAAGGACCACGCUGAGCUGAUGGAGUUCAAGAAGCUGGCCAACCAGAACUCCAGUCGCUGCUAUGGAGGAUCCAUAGACACUGGAGAUGAUGGAGUCCCACGACCAUCCAGAUCAAUGUCGCUGACCCUGGGAAAGGCUUUGCCCAGGCGGAGGGUCAGUGUUGCGGUAGUCCCCAAAUUUAACCUCCUGAACAUCCCUGGUCAGACCCCGGUCAUGGCAGGACCCGGCCCCAGCGUUGCCAUGGGACCCAGCCCCCAACCCACCAUGGGCCAAGCACUUCCUGUCCUGUGUGAAGCCAACAGUGUGAAAAGCAACUUUCCCACUGAGCCUACACAUCCAGCUAUAGAUGAGAGUGGAAAGACUGUGGCAGAGCAGGAAGCUGAGCCAUCUGCCCCAGCCAAGCCCUCCAUCAACCUAGAGGAGAUCAGAUCAGAGAUCAAGGCAAAGAUCGAGGAGGAGGCCUACAAUAAAGGCUACCAAGAGGGACUUAAGAGAAGCAAAGAAAUCAAAGAGGUGGAGGAAGAGGAGGAGAAAGUAGAGGAAAAGCCAGAAAAGAAGGAUGAAGGAAAAGGAAAAGAAAUCAUCAGAAAAGAAAAGUUCAGCAGUAAGGUUGAAGAGGUCCUAGUUGUCCUUGACCGGCUUUGCCCCAAGAUCUUCCGCGGUAACCGACUUCUCUGGAUUGUUUUGACGUUGUUCCUGGUCACGUUUCUGGUCGUCAAUGUUUUCACAUACUUUAGUGAUCGCUAUAAUAACCAUGGGGACAUGUCGGCAGAAAAAGCCAUGGUCCAGGGCAAGAAGAAGAUCUUUGGACUGAAUGUAGGAGUACAGCCAAAGAAUCCCACUCCAGAAUAACAAAGAGCCUGUCUCAUACUUCUCUCAGUCCACAGACAAUUCUUUCCAUGAUACAUCACCAUACAAGAGCUGAACUUGAAUAUAGGGUUUUGAAGGGUUUGGCGAUGUAUCUUUGGGAGCGUUUAUUGAGUUUUUUUUAUUGGUUUCAGAGGAUAAGCCUUCUAAUGAUCAUAAACUUUAUCAAGGCAUAUUUAUGUCGUGUUAGGAAAGCUGCCCAAGUGUUUGUGAUGGUGAUAUAUGAUUGUUGCUUAGGGGGCCAAGUAUAAUAGUGUGAUGAAAUAUGUUCUUAUGUACAGUGAGAUCCAGGACUUUGGAUUUUAAAUGAUACAAUGACUAUGAUGUUAAAACGCAGACUGUCAGCUUUAAUAUGAGGGUAUUUUCAUCCAUACCAGGUGAACUGUUUAGAAAUUAUAACACUUUUUGAACACAGUCCCCCCAUUUCAGGGAGCCAGAAGGUUUUGGACAAAUUCACUUAUAUGCGUAUUAUAGAAGUCCAAAGUGUAGUAUUUAGCGUAUGACUCUACUAAUCUGUUGGAUGCAUUUUCUGUUUGUUUCGGUUGUGUUUCAGAUUAUUUUAUGCCCAAUAGAAAUGAAUGGUAAAUAAUGUAUUGUGUCAUUUUGAUGUUAUAAAUAAGAAUAUAAUAUUAUAAUAUUAAUAUAAUAACUCUUCUACUUUAAUGUGGAUGUUACCAUGAUUGCGGAUAAUCCUGAAGGACACAAUGAACAGAAUGAACAGGGAGGAUCAGCAUUUUGGGGGGUAUGAUAUUUACACCUCAGUAACUUUCACACUCAUCAUUAUUCACGAUUCAUUCAUAAUUUUCCGUAAUCAUGGUAGCAUCCACAUUCAUUUAAAAGUGUUUAGGAACAUGUUCUAUUAUUAUUUACAAUAAAAUUGACUCCAAAAUACA
Messenger RNA from Oncorhynchus mykiss (rainbow trout), 4754 nucleotides. RefSeq names its product inositol 1,4,5-triphosphate receptor associated 1. The record is from RefSeq and is a predicted model, not a curated record. NCBI's taxonomy places the organism in Eukaryota, Metazoa, Chordata, Actinopteri, Salmoniformes, Salmonidae.